GAAGAGAAAGCUUGGUCAGACAUAAUUCCUGAAUCAGAGAGGAGAAAACUUGAGGAAGAAGAAGAACAGAAAAAACAACUGGAAUUGUAUUUGCCAAAACGAAACAGAAAAACUGUUAAAAAGGUAUUUACCUAUAUCUGCUGUGAUGUAAUUAUUUGAGCUUGGAAAAGUUAAGGAUAAACUUUCAACAUCACUGAAUGUCCAGAAGAAGAACUGAGCCUGAAAGAUAUUUAGUGUUAAUCCAUCCAGGGGAUUUUGUUUUUCCAGCAUAGGUCAAGAGGGGCUGUUCUUGCAACCUUUCAUGUGUAGACUGAUUAGGAGAAUUUGUUGACUGAACAAGGCCUUUUUUUUACUCUCCACAAUCUUUAAGUUUGGAUAAAUAGUGUUGUUUUAAGAGAAAAUAUUACAUGCCAACCACCCUUAUCAUAUAUAGAGAACUGAAUUUAGGGUUGCCGUUGUAGCUAAAAACAUAAUGAGAAAGAAAUAAACUAAAGUUACCUUUUGAAACGAUUCUUUUCCUGCUUCGGGAAAAGUUUUGUUUACAAUAUUAUUAUAAACAAAAAUUUUUAUAACUCAGAGCAAAGAUAGUUUGAACCAAAACAUUUCGACAUUAUCAACAGCUGUAAACCUCUUGAUCAAAAUGUUGAAGUAUUGUUGAGAUAAUAUAGAAAUAUUUGGCUUAAACUAUCUUUGCUCUGAAUACAAAAAUUUUCUCUAUAAAGUCGAGUUACAGUAUUCUAAUUCCUGUGAACUAGAGUGAAUGACGUGGAAAUUUGAGCCUGUGUAUGUGCAUGCUGUUAUCAUACCAUACUUUGUUCAACAUGCAGUUUGACAUGAAAAUAAAUGAUUGCAGUUUAUCUUUUUUAAUGUGGCUGAGAAUGAGGAAGAAAUUUGCCAAAGGAAGGUAAUUUACAAGAGAACACUUGGUCUCCUGGUAGCUACAUGAAGUUAAACGGGACCGUCAGAAAACUAAGUCAGCCCAGUUCACACAAAAGGCUGCUAGCAGAGUUGCUAGGUGUUAAAAACCCUAGCAUGAGGAGUAUUAUUAACAUUUUAUCAACAGAUGAACUAUGGCAAACCCGGUAAUAGUGACAGUGAACAGGAAGGAAGGUCUAAAAAAGCAAGAGGUCGGAAGAAGAAAUCAGAAUCCGAAAGUGAUGACGAUUCUGGUGGUGAAGGGAAAGAAACAAAGAGGAAGCGAGGGAGGCCACGGACUAUCAAGAGGGAAGAUGUUGAAGGCUUCAAUGAUGCUGAAAUAAGAAGGUUUGAACUAAAUGGUUUUGGUUUAUUGCUUUUUUUGGGGAGGGGGGGGCGGGGGGCGUUCAGUAACCUAUGACCUACUACUGUAAGUGUGCUCAAAAUAUACAAGUAACAAGUUUUGUUAGUAGUGAGGAUGUGAACAGCAAGUAGGGACUGGGUCCAUUUAACUGCUUCUACACCCUCCCUCCCUCGCCCUCCGCCAAAAAUUAAAAAAAAAAAAAUGAACUAUAAGGGAGAAGAAAGUGAAGGCUUUUGACAAAUUUUCUUUCCUUUAGGAUUAAACGUAGAGAAAGAGAGUGCCUUGCCUUGUCGUGCCUCCAGCUCACAACAUGCUACAUGCUGGCAAACGUCUAAUUUUUCCCCUCUAGUGCUCUAUUAGAUUUCUUUGGUUCGAUAGAAAAAUAUUUACUUUUGUUUGAUUCCAUCCUCUAGAUUUGUGAAAAGUUACAAGAAGUUUGGAAGGCCCAGAACAAGGUAAUUUUAAAACAGCCUACUGGAUUUUUGCUUAUUCGUUUGUUAGUUUUCACUUGUACAUAAAUCACUUGCUCUAGGUGAGACAUGAGUUUAAAUCCUUCUUAAACCUUUUACUCUCGCGAGUGUGAAAAAUCAAAUAGUAGCUUGUAAAAUAAGGGAGAAGAGGUUUAAUUUGCAUGGUCACACCAUAAGAUUUUGGCCACCGGCUCAAAAGUUAGAUCCCGUUGUAUAAUGAAUCAAAACAAGUGAAAGUACUGCUGAAGAAGAUUUUUUGAUUUUUGAAUGGUCAAAUCACAGGAAAUCCUCCACGGGCUCAAACGUUAGAGCCUUGUGCGUAAUGAGUAGUACCCUGUUAGUCUUUGUAUGUAGUAUCAUGAGAUUUCAUUUGCAGAUUAAAAACUAGAAGCUGUUUACGCAGCGCACGUAUAAGUACCACCUUUUGAAAGUGAGGGCGAAUGAAGUUUCUUUUGAAUACUUACACCACAGUAAUAAUCAUCCGCACACUCAAAUGUUUGAACUACAUGACACAUCUCCCUAGUUUAAUGGAAGGAUUUUCGCAUAAUUUGUGUCCCUACAUAGACUUGAAUCAAUUGCUACUGAUGCUGAAUUAGAUGAUAAAUCGACUGAGGAUCUUACGAGACUGGCAGAUAUUCUUCACAACAGCUGUAUCAAAGCUGUAGCAGAAUACGAGGAUAAACUGAAGGAAGAUCCUAACUUUGAUGGUAGGUUCUACUAGAACUGUGGUCUAACUUUCUAUCAUUACGUGUAGUAUGCUUACGCUCAAGUCAACUCAGUUCCUCGCACAUCUCCUCUCCUUAAUUUUUCAUUCAACAACUAGCCAGGCACGUUAUCUCUUAAGUGUUCUGUUUGGGGGUGUUACGCACUUCAUUUUUAUCUUCUUUUCUCGUUGCUGUUGUUGUGGUUUGUUUGUUUGUUUGUCUGGGUCAGUCCAUUUCAUAAACAGAGGAGGGGAAGGGUGGGUUUGUCAUAUAAGAAGGCUUUGUUACCAUUGGUGUAUGGAGAGCUGGUUUGAGAGCCUGGGGCCUGUUUCUCGAAAGGCCCGGUAAUUUUUCGGGCCCGACGGCAAAUUUUAAAAUCCAGACCAGUUGAAUAGUAGCACAGUUCCUUACCCACAAACCAGUCAGUUUUGCAUCGUCAACUGAUAGUUUCAUUGUAUUAUUCUCAAAAUCAUUGAAAGUUUGCUCUUGAAUGCAAACACAGCAAACACAAAACAGCUUUUCGGGCCCGAAAAGUUACCGGAACUUCCGAGAAACUCCCUGGUUGUUUCCUCGAAAAUGGCCAAUCUAUCUCCUGUACCAAGAUUGGAUUGGUAGCGUUUUCAAAAAGUAUCAAAACUCAUGUAGAGAACGAAAUUUUCUGCUGAAGUGGGAAAUAUAAUGAGUUUCCUUGGAUCCAAUUUGCUUUGAUGGAAGGAAAGAUGUUCUACAAUUACAGUACGUUCUGGAAGGAAAUGAACAUGCAGCGAAGAAUAGUUCGUUCUACAAGGGUUCCAAAGGGCUAUAAGCACAAUUUAUUAAUACCCUACCAAUAAGUUCCUUUAAUACAUGUAUUUUGAUAGUCAAUUGCCUUUUACUACAGAGCAAGCAAAAGUUUAGGAGGGCAACCAAAACUUGAAUUACCGUUGCCUAAUGGGACAAUUAACAGUCAAAAUUAAUUUCUAACCCUGUUUUGAUUCAGGUAAAAAGCGUGGUGCUACUGUGCGACUUAGCAAUGUAACUGUUAAUGCACCAUCAGUGUUAAAACAUGAGGAAGAAUUGGAAUCACUAACAGCCAUCAUGCCCGCAGACUUUGACGAGAGAAGAAAGUGAGUGCAAACUGGGAUAAUAGAUAUUUAUUUAACGGCUAUUACACGAACGCUCAAAUUACAGACAAGGAAAAUUGUUGAGGAAUAUCUCUACCAGAAGAGGACUUAAUUGCCGCUUUUCUCAUACUGUUCCUUAGCCUGCGAAGCGCAGACGUAUUUCCGGUCGUCGCCUCUCUCCCUCCGAAAAUAGUUUUCGGAGGGAGAGAAGCGACGACCGGAAAUACGUCUGCUCUUCGCAGGCUUACUGUUCCUUAGGAAAACGUCUGAGUUAUUUUUCUCAGAUUUGACAUUCCUGGGUACGACGUGAUGUCAUAGAUUAUGUUAUGUGGGCGGGAAACAGUAAACAUUUGAGAGCUUUAGAAGCACGUUUACGGCAAACGUGAAAUUGUGCCACGUGACCAAGUUUUCUGUUUACUUGUGGUUUGCUUUUCAUUAUUUCCAUCACGGAAUAAGGUGUUUCUUGUUACCUUCAUCUAUCAGAUUUGUUUUGGACAAGCCUUUAUCUGUUCAUUUUCCAAUUCGAUAAAAAUUCUCAACUUGCAUCUUUCCUUUGCAGUUUCCGUAAACGUGACUUUGAACCUCUCUAAUGUUACUUGCCACGUGGCCUCGAAGUAGCCAAUUUGAGUUAGCCUGUACACAGACGUUGUUUUAUUUUCCUUCUCGUUCUUUUCAAAAACAUCGGCGAGCGAAGUGAGCACACGAGAACGAGCGCGGAGCGUCUUUUGUCUUCUUCUCCAUCGCUACCCCCUUACGCUGGCGGUCAAUAAAUCCCCUGCGGUUUAUAUUUUAUCACCCACGCUCGACGAACUUUGAAGAGAAAAUGGAGAGUCUGUGAAGAGGCUAAAUUUGAGUGCACAGGGAAAACUGUUAACUGUGCUACAGAGUUAUUUGUUGCUUUUUCUAACAUCGUGUUUCUUUCAGAUUCCGCCUGAUGGCACCUGCUAAGAGUGUUCAUUGGGGUGUAACAUGGGACGUGCCAGAUGAUUCCAUGUUACUUGUAGGCAUCUUCGAGUAUGGACUGGGCAGCUGGGAAGCUAUUAAAGCUGAUGAAAGUUUGUCACUUACUUCUAAGGUAACAGAAUAA
Messenger RNA from Porites evermanni, 4643 nucleotides. Lineage: Eukaryota; Metazoa; Cnidaria; Anthozoa; Scleractinia; Poritidae. The record is from the annotation of a GenBank genome assembly.